Messenger RNA from Plasmodium gonderi, 1782 nucleotides. Its product is annotated as actin-related protein. The transcript has a single exon. The record is from RefSeq and is a predicted model, not a curated record. Lineage: Eukaryota; Apicomplexa; Aconoidasida; Haemosporida; Plasmodiidae. The coding region runs from base 1 to 1782 and encodes 593 amino acids. Gene Ontology annotation, biological process: regulation of transcription by RNA polymerase II. Gene Ontology annotation, cellular component: NuA4 histone acetyltransferase complex; SWI/SNF complex. Gene Ontology annotation, molecular function: chromatin binding.
AUGGAUACAUACAACGAUAUUUUAAGCAUAGUAGUUGAUUUGGGAUUUGAAAAUACAAAAAUUGGAUAUGCAGGGGAUGAAAAUCCAAUAAGCAUCUUCAACUCGAAUGUUGGCGUACCCCUCGAUUUGGAGAUAAAUAUAAAAAAUGAAAUUUAUAAAAAAUGCUUGUGCACAAAAGGAGAAUUUUAUCAGUUCAACCUGAUAUACCCUCUAAGCUAUUUGGAGGCCCUGGAAGAUAUCAAAAUUAAACCGUGUUUAUACCUGGACAGUAAAAACCAUUUUAAUAUAAACGAAGAUGUUUUGGAAAAAAUUCUCUUUAUGAAUGUAAAUGGGGGGAGAUCUGUAUACAAAUUAUUGGAAGGAAGGGUAAAAGAAUUUAUAGGGAAUAAACUACAUAAGCAGACCGAUUUAUCAGUCGAGUUUGUUGAUACUGAUGCGGAUGCAAUGGACAGAGAUACGAACGGUGCCAUAGAAAGUGUUCAAAAGAAUGGGGAAAACAAAUCAAACAACGAUUCGCAACCCCCUCUAAACGAAGCAAAAGAAGGUGAAUUAGAUGAAAAAGAUUUUAAUGAUGAAAAGGAUUUUAGUGAUGAAAAAAAUUUUGGUGAUGAAAAAGAUUUUGGCGAUGAAAAAGAAAAAAACGAAUCAGUCCAAUCGAACAAAAUAACCCCCCUCCAAGAAUGGGCAGCAGAGAAUAAUUAUUUUGAUAUAAAUCUAAUUGAUAAUAAACUUAUUGAUGUUAAUGGGAUAAAGAAUAUGAUAAAUAAGCACAACGAUAUUAGUUGCGGUUUAAAUGAAAAAAUGGGAAAUAUUCCCUAUUUAUUUUCAUUACCAAACAAAAGGAAUAAACAAAUAAAAGAAAAAAUAUCAGAGUUAUUAUUUGAAAAAUAUAAAGUACCAGCCUUAUAUUUUAAUUCCAAAUCAGUUCUAACCGGAUUUGCAUAUAACAAAAAUGUGUGUUCCGUGGUUGAUAUAGGGUCAUGUUACACAGACUUUUCUCUUUGCAAUGAUGGAAUAAUUGAUGAUAAAAAUUAUAAAAUUUAUAAUAUAGGUGGUUCAACUGUGGAUUUCUUUCUCGAAGAAUUGUUGGAAAAAUAUAAUAAAGAAUAUUGUGUUCCAUAUUAUGAAUUUUAUAAAAAAAAUGGGAAAUUUUCAAGUUAUAAUAAAGAAAAAGUUCAUAAAGAUUAUUACAAUAAAGCCAAAUAUUUUCCUCUGAAAGAUUUAAAAAGUUAUUUAUGUGAAGUAGCUAACAGCGAAAAUAAAAUUCAUGAUGCCAAAAAUAUGAAUUUUAAUGAAAGUAUGGAUAUAUACAUUUUGCCAGAUGGGCAAAAUAUAAAUAUCUCUAAAUUUAAUAAUAUUGCUUGUGAAAUAUUUUUUACUCCUUCUUUGUUAAGUAAUACAAAACUAAAUUAUCAUAUAAAUAGUUUAUUUAUUAAAGAAGAUAAAUUUGAAGGCGUUCAUGCUACAUUAUUUAAUAUGCUAAAUAAUAUGAAAUCAGUGAAACAUAAAGAAGAGUUGUUAAACAAUGUUAUUUUGACAGGCUCUUCAACCCUAUUUGAGAAUUUCGAUCAGAGAUUUAUAAAAGAAUUUAAUCAAUUAGACAUGAUUCAUAACUCCAAUUUUCAAAAUUUUCAAGUGUUAAGUAAUGGGAAAUAUGAUAAACAGUAUUCUUCCUGGAAAGGAGGUAGUAUCCUAUCAUCCUUUAAAAAUUUCAAUUCAUUUUUUGUUACUCGACGGGAGUAUGAAGAAUUUGGCUUAGACAUAGUCACCCGAAAAUGUUAA